AUGCUAGACAGCCAUCCUUCUGGCUCCAGAACAGCAGAUGGAGUAAACAUAACUUUUGUUCCAGAGUUUGAUGUCCUAGAGGUCCCCCCCCUCACCCCAACCAGUAAGGAGGUCUUCACUCAGGCUGUGAAAGCCAGCUUUGCAGGCUUCACUCAGGAGAGAGUCAGCUGUCACUUUCCACAGGAUCCUAGGUUGUGGUCGAAGUGGGAGGUGAACCACUGGCUGGACUGGUGCCAGGCUGAGUUUGGGCUCUGCUGCCUGGGCUCAGACCUCAGAGGUCUGGAUGGCAGCGAGCUGUGUGGUCUUGACCAAGAGGCUUUCCUGGGCCUGCUGUCUGACUCAACUGCAGGGGAAAUCCUGUGGGAGCACCUGGAGACCAUGAGGAGAGAAAAUUACUCAGAGAUUGAGGGAUGCUCAGACAGAGAUAAUUACCACAUUCAGUAUCAUCCCAGUGAGAGCUCAGACCUCCACGAUCUGGAACCAAUGAGUGUGCAGCAUGGAGGCCACUAUCCAGCCUAUUCACAACGUGGCAGCAGCAACAUUAGCUCUGCAGCCCCGCUGCAGGAAAUACGAGGGAAUGGAGGGACAGGCUCAGAAGUGGAGAGUGUUCCCGGGGAUGUGUUUGCCGCAUCAUGGGAUGCUCCGCACCAUGAUGUCCAGCCAGUAAUGGAAGAGAGCAUGUCUGAAAAUGCCUUCAUGUUACCUCAGCAACAGAGGAACUUCAGGGAAUGUGCAGACAGCAAAACUGAUCUGGAGACAGCUGUAAUACCAGUAGCAGUUCUUGCUGGCUACACUGGCAGUGGGCCCAUUCAGCUCUGGCAGUUUCUGCUGGAGCUUCUGACAGACCGCAGCUGUCAGUCGUGUAUAAGCUGGACAGGAAAUGGCUGGGAGUUCAAACUGACGGAUCCCGACGAGGUGGCACUGCUGUGGGGUCGCAGGAAGAACAAACCUAAGAUGAAUUAUGAGAAGCUGAGCCGUGGUUUGCGCUACUACUAUGACAAGAACAUUAUUCGCAAAACCGCUGGCAAACGCUACGUCUAUCGCUUCGUAUGCAACCUGCAAGGCCUUCUUGGAUAUGAGCCUGGGGAGCUGCAUGCCACACUGAACAUCAGCAGUAAGAGUCUAUAGUGAGGCAAGAAAAAGGAACAGUUAAGCGUCUUACAGUUUUCACUUUACAUGACACAGCUCAGCGCAUGUGCUUGUUUGACGAAAUGGAAGUGGUGUACCACUUUGUCUCUGUCACUGUCAAAUAAUAGAAAUCAAUUCAUGUCAGUUCAUUUUAAAAGUUAUUUAUUCCUCUGUAAAUAGUU
Messenger RNA from Pelmatolapia mariae (spotted tilapia), 1310 nucleotides. RefSeq names its product protein C-ets-2-like. Lineage: Eukaryota; Metazoa; Chordata; Actinopteri; Cichliformes; Cichlidae. The transcript has 7 exons. Gene Ontology annotation, biological process: regulation of transcription by RNA polymerase II; cell differentiation. The record is from RefSeq and is a predicted model, not a curated record. Bases 1 to 1128 code for a protein of 375 amino acids. Gene Ontology annotation, molecular function: sequence-specific DNA binding; DNA-binding transcription factor activity, RNA polymerase II-specific. Gene Ontology annotation, cellular component: nucleus.